CAUACGUCUCUGUUCUUCUCCAAAGAGCAAAGACCAAAAGACCAAAGACCUUGUUCUUCAACUAUGGCUAACAUUCCUGAAUCCUCUGAUUCCAAGGGACCGAAGCGGGACUUCAGCACUGCGAUUUUGGAGCGCAAGAAAGCGCCGAAUCGGCUUGUUGUUGACGAGGCAAUCAACGAUGACAACUCUGUCGUCGCUCUUCACCCGGAUACCAUGGAGAAGCUCCAGCUCUUUCGCGGCGACACCAUCUUGAUCAAGGGAAAGAAAAGAAAAGAUACAGUCUGUAUUGCACUUGCUGAUGACACCUGUGAGCAACCAAAAAUAAGAAUGAACAAGGUUGUCAGAAACAACCUUAGGGUUAGGCUUGGAGAUGUUGUCUCCGUGCAUCAAUGUGCUGAUGUCAAAUAUGGAAAGCGAGUCCACAUUCUUCCUGUGGAUGACACUAUUGAAGGGGUAACUGGGAAUCUCUUCGAUGCCUACUUAAAACCUUAUUUUCUGGAGGCAUAUCGGCCAGUGAGAAAGGGUGACUUCUUCCUUGUGAGAGGGGGGAUGAGAAGUGUAGAAUUCAAGGUUAUUGAAACUGAACCUUCUGAGUACUGUGUUGUUGCCCCAGACACAGAGAUCUUCUGUGAAGGAGAGCCUGUUAAAAGGGAGGAUGAGAAUCGAUUAGAUGAGGUUGGUUAUGAUGAUGUUGGUGGUGUCAGAAAGCAGAUGGCACAGAUUCGGGAACUAGUGGAACUGCCGCUGAGGCACCCACAGUUAUUCAAGUCUAUUGGUGUUAAGCCACCAAAAGGAAUUCUGCUGUAUGGACCCCCUGGGUCUGGUAAGACUUUGAUUGCUCGAGCAGUUGCAAAUGAAACUGGUGCCUUCUUUUUCUGCAUCAAUGGCCCUGAGAUCAUGUCAAAACUGGCUGGUGAGAGUGAAAGCAAUCUGAGGAAGGCAUUUGAGGAAGCAGAGAAGAAUGCACCAUCCAUCAUCUUCAUCGAUGAGAUAGAUUCAAUAGCUCCAAAGCGGGAGAAGACUCAUGGUGAAGUUGAGAGGAGGAUUGUUUCUCAGCUAUUGACCCUCAUGGAUGGGCUUAAAUCGCGUGCCCAUGUAAUUGUUAUGGGAGCCACAAAUCGCCCCAAUAGCAUUGACCCUGCCCUUAGAAGGUUUGGAAGGUUUGAUCGUGAGAUAGAUAUUGGUGUUCCAGAUGAAGUCGGGCGUCUUGAGGUUCUUCGAAUUCAUACAAAAAAUAUGAAGCUCGCUGAAGAUGUUGAUUUAGAAAGGAUUGCAAAGGACACACAUGGAUAUGUUGGUGCUGAUCUUGCGGCUUUGUGUACUGAAGCUGCACUUCAAUGCAUCAGAGAAAAAAUGGAUGUGAUUGACUUGGAAGAUGAGUCAAUUGAUGCUGAGAUAUUGAACUCCAUGGCAGUGACAAAUGAGCAUUUCCAUACUGCUCUUGGAUCAAGCAAUCCUUCUGCUCUCCGUGAAACAGUUGUCGAAGUUCCCAAUGUCAGCUGGGAAGAUAUUGGUGGUCUUGAAAAUGUUAAGAGGGAACUCCAAGAGACUGUUCAAUAUCCAGUGGAACACCCUGAAAAAUUUGAGAAGUUUGGAAUGUCUCCUUCAAAAGGGGUUCUUUUCUAUGGUCCUCCUGGGUGUGGUAAAACACUUUUGGCAAAAGCUAUUGCCAAUGAAUGUCAAGCAAACUUCAUCAGUGUCAAAGGUCCUGAGCUACUCACUAUGUGGUUUGGAGAAAGUGAGGCUAACGUGAGGGAAAUUUUUGACAAGGCUCGUGGUUCAGCUCCAUGUGUCCUAUUCUUUGAUGAACUUGACUCUAUUGCAACUCAGAGAGGUAGUAGUGUAGGAGAUGCUGGCGGUGCUGCUGACAGGGUUUUGAACCAACUGCUUACAGAAAUGGAUGGGAUGUCAGCAAAGAAAACUGUGUUCAUCAUUGGGGCCACUAAUCGACCUGACAUUAUUGACCCAGCUCUUCUGCGUCCAGGCCGUCUAGACCAGUUGAUUUAUAUCCCCCUCCCAGAUGAGGAUUCACGCCAUCAGAUAUUUAAAGCUUGCUUAAGAAAAUCCCCGAUCUCAAAGGAUGUUGACAUUAGAGCUCUUGCAAAGUACACUCAAGGUUUUAGUGGUGCUGAUAUUACUGAGAUUUGCCAGCGUGCAUGCAAGUAUGCCAUAAGAGAGAACAUUGAGAAGGAUAUUGAGAGAGAAAGGAGGAGAAGAGAUAACCCUGAGGCCAUGGAAGAGGAUAUUGAGGAUGAGGUAGCAGAAAUCAAGGCAGCUCAUUUUGAGGAAUCAAUGAAAUAUGCACGAAGGAGUGUAAGCGAUGCUGACAUUCGCAAGUACCAGGCAUUUGCCCAAACAUUGCAGCAGUCAAGAGGGUUUGGUACUGAGUUUAGGUUUGCAGAUUCCAACUCUGGUGGUGGUGCUGCAUCUGACCCAUUUGCAGCUGCUGGUGGAGCUGAUGAAGAUGAUCUUUACAGUUAGGUCAACUUGUAUGUUGGUUGCUUAUUCAAGAAUGCCAGUGCUAUCUUUUUUUAUGUACUACUCAUUUUGUGAAUGAAGUCUCUAAGGCUUCAUUUGGAUUAUUCUGAAGCUAUGUUGCUCCGUUCUUAAGUGCCAACACAUUGUAUUAACAAAAUUUUACGCACAAAUUUACACUCUUUUUCGUGCCAUAAGAUUUUUUGGAUAUUAAACUUUUUCUUUGCAAAUUUAUAUUGUACACCAAACUUGUUAUUUCGUUUUGUUUUCUAAGUGUUGUUCAGAG
Molecule: messenger RNA, 2761 nt
Organism: Gastrolobium bilobum
Lineage: Eukaryota; Viridiplantae; Streptophyta; Magnoliopsida; Fabales; Fabaceae
Product: cell division cycle protein 48 homolog
Exons: 9
Coding region: 64-2481 (805 amino acids)
Biological process (GO): retrograde protein transport, ER to cytosol; mitotic spindle disassembly; autophagosome maturation
Cellular component (GO): cytosol; VCP-NPL4-UFD1 AAA ATPase complex; nucleus
Molecular function (GO): ATP hydrolysis activity; polyubiquitin modification-dependent protein binding; ATP binding
Source: RefSeq, a predicted model, not a curated record